AUGUUCCACUCUUCCAGUUCAAGACAUGAACAAUAUCUCAUUCGUUCAAACACAUCAAGAGCAACAUUACAUAAAAAACGAUUGUCUUUAGAAUCAGAAAUUUCAGGGGCAGAUAGUGGAUACACUUCGUCCUCUUCAACGCCAUCUAGUACAUCUCCUACCACUGCCACCGCUUGCUCGCCAGCUACCAUUGCAACAGCAGUUGCGGAUAAUCAUGUGACCUCAGCAAACCAUGAUGUGGUGGUGGUCAUGCCGCCUCCCACUGCAAAGAAGAAGAAAUCAAAGAGACAUCAACCACCUAGACAACCUGAUCUUGUUUAUUCUUGUCCGAGACCUUUAGCCUUUCCGUUUCACAACGAUGACCACUUUUUACCCAUUGCGGAAGCGGAUCCGCGCGAUGUAGCUAGAGUUUCUCCAUCAUUGAAUCGAUCUUCCUCUCUGCAAUCCAGCAAGACAUCAAUUGGAUCCACCAGAAUGUAUGAGAAUUACAGCUACAGCGGCAACACAAGCCAGAGAGGUCUGGAUACCGAGUCGUCGUAUAGUCAUCAAUCUUCUAUUCUGAGUACAAUACAACGUGGCACCGUGCGCUCAAUAAGAUCUCUCUUUCAGUUACCUGAAUCCCAGAGUCACUCAAGAGAUCUGAGCCGUAUACAGACAAACAAUACCACAAAAACCAACUAUACCGGCUCUGCUCCAAGCACAAAUCCUCCACUACAAAAAUUGGAGAUCAAGAAAGGCACCGUUCAAUCGAUCAAAGACAUGUUUACCUUGAAGAGAAACAACAUCCAGGUCCAACAUGUAACACAGCCACCGCCCAGACAACAAAAAGGACGAGUUGGUGCUACUAUCGGCCAAUUCGAAUCAUCAUCAUCAUCAUCAGCAUCUCCUAUCAACUAUUCUAGAGUCUCUAUCGCUGCUGCAUCCUCCAAAAAGAACAAUGGUGGCAAACCUCCUAUGGCUGCUCUCAAGAUGAAUGUGACACCUCCAGCAUCAUCUCAACCCAAAUCCUUGAAAUCCAGAGCUGCUGAAUUUGCUAGCCGAGCCAUUUGGAAGCCCAAAGAGCCCAAGUUGACAACCUCCUGCACCACGCCUGCGAUAAAACCACUUCCCAAGGAUCCCACUGACAAGAAGACGUUGAAAUCUGAGGUCAAGAAGAUCUCGGCACGAGUCAUGGCAUUGCCUAAAAAGUGGACUAGUACGACAGCAACUUCACCUCCUGUAUCACUGCCUGUUCCCGUCACCGAGGCACCCAAAUCAAAGCGAUCUCUGUUUUCUUCAUUUAGACGUUCCGAUGUAUCUGCCAGUGUGGACAGCAGCAAUCACAAGAAGAAGGGUGUUGAUGUGGCCACCACUCGAGAUGAGAUUACGCCUCCUCGUGUGCCCACCACGGUUGGUAAGAUGUGGAAGAGUUUCAAAAGCUUAGUCACUGGUAAAAAAUCAUCUCGAAUUGGCGUGUUAUAA
Mucor velutinosus is the source of this 1461-nucleotide messenger RNA. RefSeq lists its product as uncharacterized. Lineage: Eukaryota; Fungi; Mucoromycota; Mucoromycetes; Mucorales; Mucoraceae. The transcript has a single exon. The record is from RefSeq and is a predicted model, not a curated record. Bases 1 to 1461 code for a protein of 486 amino acids.